Molecule: messenger RNA, 437 nt
Organism: Ylistrum balloti
Lineage: Eukaryota; Metazoa; Mollusca; Bivalvia; Pectinida; Pectinidae
Product: large ribosomal subunit protein eL27-like
Exons: 4
Coding region: 6-416 (136 amino acids)
Biological process (GO): translation
Cellular component (GO): ribosome; cytosolic large ribosomal subunit
Molecular function (GO): structural constituent of ribosome
Source: RefSeq, a predicted model, not a curated record
CAGCCAUGGGCAAGUUCAUGAAGCAAGGGAAGGUGGUGCUUGUCUUGAACGGAAGAUUUGCUGGCCGUAAAGCUGUCAUUGUGAAGAACUACGAUGAUGGUACACAAGAGAAGGGUUAUGGUCAUGCCCUAGUAGCAGGCAUUGACCGAUACCCACGCAAGGUUACCCGUGACAUGGGCAAGAAGAAGACCAAGGAUAGGUCCAAGAUGAAGACUUUCAUGAGAGUAUACAACUACAACCAUCUUAUGCCCACAAGAUACUCUGUUGAUGUGAACUUGGACAAAUCCUCUGUCAACAAAGAUGCUUUCAGGGACCCAGCUCUUAAACGCAAGGCUAGGCGAGAUGUCAAGGCUAAGUUUGAGGAAAGAUACAAGACUGGAAAGAACAGAUGGUUUUUCCAGAAGCUGCGAUUCUAAAUAAAAAAAAAAUGUACAGUA